This is a messenger RNA of Habropoda laboriosa, 1857 nucleotides long. RefSeq names its product ATP-dependent DNA helicase PIF1 (gene Pif1). Gene Ontology annotation, molecular function: DNA helicase activity; ATP hydrolysis activity. The coding region runs from base 1 to 1857 and encodes 618 amino acids. The record is from RefSeq and is a predicted model, not a curated record. NCBI's taxonomy places the organism in Eukaryota, Metazoa, Arthropoda, Insecta, Hymenoptera, Apidae. Gene Ontology annotation, biological process: DNA repair; telomere maintenance. The transcript has a single exon.
AUGGAUAAAGACAGUUGUCCAAUAACGUGUUCUGUUACGAUCGAAUGGACAAAUUCUCAAGGUUCGAUGCUAAAGAAGUCAAAUCAUAGGACAGCAUCGUUACGUUUAAUUCGAAAUAAUUUUCGUGAAAUGUUUGUGGAAGUGUGUGCAGAAAAAUCGAAUGCAACGACAAAGCUAUCGUUGAAAUCUAUCUCGGUUUUUAACAAAUUUAUGACCGAAGGAAAAGCUACCAUUAUAUUUAAGAAAGAAAAUUGUACGUUAUUCUUAUCGAAUGCACCGACAGCUCAGUUGAUUAACUUUUUGAAAACGAUAUACGUUAAAGUGACAGGCCAAUCGGAGCAGGCGGGAAAAAAUCUUUUGAAAGAAAAACUACUUUCUGACAAAUCGUUGGGUGGUGUGCAAGAAAUUAGUCCUGCAACAAGUACAGAAACUAAUAAAGCUAAAGAAAAGGCUAUCAAUGUGUCGCGUGCAACGAUUACGACACCAUCCCCUAGCGCGACAAGGAAGAGAAAACGAACCGAUGAAAAUACAUCGAAGCCGCCCACAGCGAAGAAACUUUACGAAAAUCCGACUACAGGACAGAUUAGCGAAGAACAAGCAAAAAUUCUGCAGACAAUCCUUAAUGGGAAAAACGUAUUUUUUACUGGCAGUGCAGGCACCGGAAAAUCGUUCCUAUUGAAAAAAAUAAUAGCAGCCCUCCCUCCCGACGUGACAACUGCUACAGCAAGUACCGGUGUAGCGGCGUGUCAUAUAGGCGGAAUAACUUUGCAUCAGUUCGCGGGAAUUGGACUGGGAACCGCGAAUUUAGAAAGAUGCUAUCAGAUGGCUUCUCGUAACGCUAUUCAAUGGAGAAGAACGAAACAUUUGAUCAUUGACGAAAUUUCUAUGGUCGACGGAGAAUAUUUUGACAAGAUCGAAGCAGUGGCCAGACACAUUCGUAAAAAUGAACGACCAUUCGGCGGAAUACAAUUGAUACUAUGCGGAGACUUUUUCCAAUUACCUCCUAUCUCCACAAAAGACAGAAAGGCAAAUUUCUGUUUCAAUAGUAAUAUGUGGGAAAAGUGUGUACAUUAUAAUUUUGAGUUACAAACUGUUUACAGGCAAAGGGACCCUAAGUUUAUCAGUAUUUUAAAUAAUAUCAGAAUAGGUAGAGUUACAGAUGAAAUUACAGAAAUUCUUAAAGCUACGGCUAAACAAAAAAUAGAGAACAAUGGUAUUUUAGCAACAAGACUUUGUUCUCACGUGAAAGAAGCUGAAGAGAUCAAUGAAUUUCAACUGAACGAAUUAAAGGGUGAGCAGAAAAUUUAUAUGGCUCAAGAUUCUGAUCAAGGAAUGACUACAGUAUUAAAUCAACAAUUAAACGUUCCUAGUAAAUUAAUAUUGAAAGUAGGUUGUCAAGUAAUGUUGUUGAAAAAUAUAAAUGUUUCCAAUAGUUUGGUAAAUGGAGCAAGGGGUAUAGUCACUAAAUUUCAAGGCAGUGUACCGGUAGUUCAAUUUAAAUCAGGUGCACCGUAUCCUGCAAAGCUAGAGAAAUUUCAUUUAAAAACAAACACAGGAACUGUUCUUUAUAGAAAGCAGAUCCCGUUAAAAUUGGCAUGGGCUUUCUCCAUUCAUAAAAGUCAAGGCUUAACUUUAGACUGUGUUGAAAUGUGCCUUGCCAGAGUCUUCGAUGCCGGUCAGUCGUAUGUAGCCCUUUCAAGGGCGCAAAGCCUGCAAUCUUUGCGGGUUCUAGAUUUUAACACUCAACAAGUAUGGGCUCAUUCUGAUGUGCUGACAUUUUAUAAGAAAUUUAGAAGGAACGUACAAGAAAUGGAAAUGAUCCGUUUAGGAGGAAAGCCGAAGGUCUAUAUUUCGUAA